Salpingoeca rosetta is the source of this 5214-nucleotide messenger RNA. RefSeq lists its product as uncharacterized. Lineage: Eukaryota; Choanoflagellata; Craspedida; Salpingoecidae. The transcript has 15 exons. Bases 355 to 5214 code for a protein of 1619 amino acids. The record is from RefSeq and is a predicted model, not a curated record. Gene Ontology annotation, molecular function: calcium ion binding.
AAACGUGGUAGCGCAUUGCAUUUACACAUUCCAGCCCGUGCAAAUCGCGGAACGCGGAGGAACCUCGAGCUCUCCUUCCCCCUUCCAGCAACACCAAGAACUGGUGGCAGAUCGUUGUCAUCGAUUGACGUUCAGUCAGCGUCACGACAGCCACCGCCACCGCGCAACAUCAGCACUUUCAGCACCUGAGCCAAGUACCGACACCUUCCAUCAUCAUCACCACCAAGAAAGCAGCCCCAGCGAGGGUCUUUUCAUCCCAUCUGAAGGUGUAAACGAGCAAUCCAGAACAGCAACACCAACCAGCAUACAGCACGGGGCACACGCGCCUGCUUGUCCACACACAACAGCAGCACCAUGGCUGACCUUGCGUCAUCCAAGCCACGCCGGCUGCGUCUCUGCUGCACAAUCAUCAGCGCCCUCGUUCUGAUGAUGCUCUUGUGCAACACAAGACCCACAUAUGCAAAUCACCACCACGACGACGACGACGAUGACAGCGGCAGUAACGACGGCGUUGAGCUGUGCUACCAAGUUGCCUGGGGCGUUGGCAGCACGUACCGGCGGCACGUCGUUCGCCCUGUCUCUGCUUUUCCCGCACAACACGCCCUGGUCACAGAGCAGUACUGCGGCGGCAAGCAAGAAGGCGAUCCAAUUCCACACGAUGCCCGAUGGAGUGUGUAUGGCAUUCCAUGGGAGGCGUGGUGCAGCCACGUGUCUGGCGGCGAAGCGUUCUACAACACGGACUUGCUCUACUUUGUUGUGGACGAUGCUGGCGAGGUCUCGUUCGUUGUCGUUCACGACAAGGCCGGCGAUGGAUCUGGCGGCCAAAUCAACAUCGAACUCGAUGCCCCAGAUCUCAUUGGCACGGGCGUGGACCUCGUGCUCCGAGAUGAUCCAGGACGAUACAGGGACCGAAGCACCUGCGAGCGAUCAACGAGCACAUCCGAUUGCUACACCUUCGAUCCAAACACCAUGACCGGCUACUUCAACCAAAUCUGGGCGUCGUGCUGCACGGAUGGUUUCGUGCUUGGCAAGCUCCCACGCUCCAACUGGCGGUUCAACUUCAAGUAUGACGUCGUUGACCACAUCUACAACUUCCGCGUCGGCAACUUCAACCCAGACACGUUUGACAUGUCCUUCCUGGACUUGGACGCCGCAGAGGUGCUGGCAAACGGCGUGGAGGUCUCCGCCUUCACCUGCAACGACUACUGCAGGGACAAGUCAUGUGGAGAAUGCUUUCUCGACCCCCAGUGCGGCUGGUGUGACACUUCCGGCUGUCUCGCCCGCUCAGAAGAGCCGACGUGCGCAGGCAACUGGCUGGAGGAUGCGUGCUGCCCAUCGUGCGCCGCCCACACAGACUGCCAGGCCUGCCUCAAUGCAGACGGGUGCGGCUGGAGCUUCAGCCUCGGCCGCUGCCUCUCCGGCACAACCGUCCUCGGCCUGUGCGAGGCGUCUGAGUUCUACCAAAUCCCAUCGCCAGGCAACACCAUCUGCCGCGUUCUCCCGGGACCCGUCAUCUCACCAAACACACCCGCCACCGUGCCCAGCGCUUACAACAGCCCAAUCCUGGACUGGUGCAGCGGUAACGGCGACUAUGUGUGGGGCGUAUCCACAACAUGCGACUGCCACGAAGGAUGGGCAGGCGAUGACUGCAGCAUCCAGUGCCCGCGCGACACAAACGGGCAGGUGUGCGGCGGCCACGGCACAUGCGACCAGGGCGGGUUCUGCCUGUGCGAGUGCGGCUGGGGCGGUCCUGACGGCGACUGCAGCCAGGAGAUCCAGUGCGACUGCGAAGUUGUCAACAACGUCAACACGUGCUUCAUCAACGAAGAGGACAACUGCCCCGUGCGCUGCGGCGUUGUGGCCACGGCAACGGACACAUGCACGGGUGUGGACGUCGACUUCCACUCCCAGGGCACAGACCGCCGGGUCAACGGCUCCGAGUGCGUGUGUGCCGAAGGUUGGUGGGGCGAGUCCUGCGACAACGCCUGCCCUGGCAUCGACCCUGUCACGGGCGAGGGCGAAGUGUGCGAUGGCAACGGCGUCUGUGACGUCAACACGGGCCAGUGCACGUGCGCCCCUUGCUUUGCGCCAGACAAGUACGGCAACUGCCAGCCCAAGCGCUGCCCAAGCUGCAACGGCGGUGGCCGCUGCGAGUGCGAUGCCGACACGGGCGAGCGCGUGUGCCGGUGCCCCGGCCAGCGCUACGGAACCCUCUGCGAACUCUGCGCCUGCGAGAACGGCGAUUGCAACGCACUGACGGGCCAAUGUGACUGCGAUGAAGGCUGGAGUGGCGAGUUGUGCACUUUCCAGUGCUCGCGCGAAUCCAAGUGCCACGGCCACGGCACAUGCGACCAAGACACAGGAAACUGCGUUUGCGACACGGACUACAUUGGCUCGGCGUCGCACCAGUGCGAGUUCUACUGCCCGGCAUCAAAGUGCAACGGGCACGGCUUCUGUGACGGUGACACGGGCGAGUGCGUGUGCCAAAAUGGGUACAUUGGAGACUCGUGCCAGGCCGCGUGCGACCUCGACGUGUGCCAGAACGGCGGCACGUGCACGAUGGAUGAGACAGCGGACCGCGGGUACACAUGCGACUGCCCAUCGGGCUUUACCGGGUACACGUGUGACCGUGACAUCGACGAGUGCCGGAGCAGCGACAGCAACGGGUGCGACGAGGCGCACGGGGUGUGCAGCAACACGGCCGGGUCGUACCAGUGCAGCUGCGAGAGCGGGUGGCAGCUUGCGUCCAACGGGCGCGACUGCGAGGACGUGAACGAGUGCGCGGAUGAGGCGGACAACGAGUGCGACGCGCUUGUUGGCUCGUGCGCGAACACGAUUGGGUCGUACACGUGCAGCUGCGAUGCCGGGUAUGAGCUGGGCAGCGACGGGCACACGUGCGAGGACGUGGACGAGUGCGCGAGCGACGAGGACAACCUGUGCAACACGGACGUUGGGACGUGCACGAACACGGUUGGGUCGUACGAGUGCGGGUGCGGUGCCGGGUACGAGCUUGGCAGCAACGGGUACAGCUGCCUGGACGUGAACGAGUGCAGCGCUGCGGAGCUGAACGAGUGCGACGCGAACGCGGUGUGCACCAACACGGCUGGGUCGUACGCUUGCAGCUGCGCGAGCGGGUACACGGGCGACGGGUUCACGUGCGCUGACCGGGACGAGUGUGCCGGGGACAGCAACCCGUGCGACGAGAACGCGUCGUGCACCAACACGGCGGGCAGCUUCACGUGCCAGUGCCGGUCUGGCUGGCAGGGCGACGGCGCGACGUGCGCUGACGUUGACGAGUGCACGACGGAGGACGCGUCGCUGGCGCACCAGUGCGACGCUGCGCACGGGACGUGCGUGAACACCGCUGGGUCGUACGAGUGCACGUGCGAGAGCGGGUUUGAGCUUGCGUCUGACGGGCUGAGCUGCGUGGACGUUGACGAGUGCGCUGAGAACGGCGGGGUUGGCCCGUGCGACGGCAGCCACGGGGUGUGCAGCAACACGAUUGGCUCUUACGAGUGCGGGUGCGACGCCGGGUAUGCGCUUGGCGCUGACGCGCACGCGUGCGAGGACGUGAACGAGUGCCGGAGCAGCGACAGCAACGGGUGCGACGAGGCGCACGGGGUGUGCAGCAACACGGCCGGGUCGUACCAGUGCAGCUGCGAGAGCGGGUGGCAGCUUGCGUCCAACGGGCGCGACUGCGAGGACGUGAACGAGUGCGCGGAUGAGGCGGACAACGAGUGCGACGCGCUUGUUGGCUCGUGCGCGAACACGAUUGGGUCGUACACGUGCAGCUGCGAUGCCGGGUAUGAGCUGGGCAGCGACGGGCACACGUGCGAGGACGUGGACGAGUGCGCGAGCGACGAGGACAACCUGUGCAACACGGACGUUGGGACGUGCACGAACACGGUUGGGUCGUACGAGUGCGGGUGCGGUGCCGGGUACGAGCUUGGCAGCAACGGGUACAGCUGCCUGGACGUGAACGAGUGCAGCGCUGCGGAGCUGAACGAGUGCGACGCGAACGCGGUGUGCACCAACACGGCUGGGUCGUACGCUUGCAGCUGCGCGAGCGGGUACACGGGCGACGGGUUCACGUGCGCUGACCGGGACGAGUGUGCCGGGGACAGCAACCCGUGCGACGAGAACGCGUCGUGCACCAACACGGCGGGCAGCUUCACGUGCCAGUGCCGGUCUGGCUGGCAGGGCGACGGCGCGACGUGCGCUGACGUUGACGAGUGCACGACGGAGGACGCGUCGCUGGCGCACCAGUGCGACGCUGCGCACGGGACGUGCGUGAACACCGCUGGGUCGUACGAGUGCACGUGCGAGAGCGGGUUUGAGCUUGCGUCUGACGGGCUGAGCUGCGUGGACGUUGACGAGUGCGCUGAGAACGGCGGGGUUGGCCCGUGCGACGGCAGCCACGGGGUGUGCAGCAACACGAUUGGCUCUUACGAGUGCGGGUGCGACGCCGGGUAUGCGCUUGGCGCUGACGCGCACGCGUGCGAGGACGUGAACGAGUGCCGGAGCAGCGACAGCAACGGGUGCGACGAGGCGCACGGGGUGUGCAGCAACACGGCCGGGUCGUACCAGUGCAGCUGCGAGAGCGGGUGGCAGCUUGCGUCCAACGGGCGCGACUGCGAGGACGUGAACGAGUGCGCGGAUGAGGCGGACAACGAGUGCGACGCGCUUGUUGGCUCGUGCGCGAACACGAUUGGGUCGUACACGUGCAGCUGCGAUGCCGGGUAUGAGCUGGGCAGCGACGGGCACACGUGCGAGGACGUGGACGAGUGCGCGAGCGACGAGGACAACCUGUGCAACACGGACGUUGGGACGUGCACGAACACGGUUGGGUCGUACGAGUGCGGGUGCGGUGCCGGGUACGAGCUUGGCAGCAACGGGUACAGCUGCCUGGACGUGAACGAGUGCAGCGCUGCGGAGCUGAACGAGUGCGACGCGAACGCGGUGUGCACCAACACGGCUGGGUCGUACGCUUGCAGCUGCGCGAGCGGGUACACGGGCGACGGGUUCACUGCGACGCUGCCCACGGUGACGUGCGUGAACACCGCUGGGUCGUACGAGUGCACGUGCGAGAGCGGGUUUGAGCUUGCGUCUGACGGGCUGAGCUGCAUGGACGUUGACGAGUGCGCUGAGAACGGCGGGGUUGGCCCGUGCGACGGCAGCCACGGGGUGUGCAGCAACACGAUUGGCUCUUACUAG